Molecule: messenger RNA, 2233 nt
Organism: Colletotrichum phormii
Lineage: Eukaryota; Fungi; Ascomycota; Sordariomycetes; Glomerellales; Glomerellaceae
Exons: 1
Coding region: 252-1967 (571 amino acids)
Biological process (GO): GPI anchor biosynthetic process
Cellular component (GO): endoplasmic reticulum
Source: RefSeq, a predicted model, not a curated record
GCAGUCGCUGUACCCAGUUGGACCCCUUUUCCACACAUGUUCCGUCCCAUGUCACCCCCCGAAUGCAAAUUGCGACGGAAAGCUGGACGAAACAGGAGAGGGCUGUUUAUUUCUUCCCAUCUCAACUGUAUUCGUACGAUUCUUAGUGUUUUCUUUUCUUCUUUCUGCUUCACUCCUCUCUUCACAACAAGGAGGCCCGACACCAACCACAGCUGCAGAGUCGUCGACUUCUGCUUCAUGCUGCCGUCUACAUGUCCCUCGUGGCCCUCCUCCGCCAUGGCCUUCGCCUCCUGCUGCCGCUGGCGGUAAUCUCGACCUUUUACCUCUAUCUUUAUCCCGUCUUUCUGGGAUGCGCUUUUCCCGUCCCUCCAACCGGCAGCGCAUCGACCUCGAAUAGUCCGAGCCCCGUCGCCGACAGCAGUGCGGCUUCUGCUUUCCUCGAAGCUGCGCGACAACAUGUUCCUCUACCAAUUCCCCUCCGAUCAAGCGAAGCUCGCCCCGCGCCUUUCCGCCUUCUUGCGCUCGGUGACCCCCAGCUCGAGGGCGACACGUCCAUUCGAAAGCACGAUGGCCCAAUCUUUCCUCACGCAAGAAGCUUAUGGUCCCAUGUGACCUUCCAGUCGAGCAAUUCGUUGCGCCAGCGCAUUCGUCACUCUCUGCACGACGUUAUCGAUGUUUUCCUAGAGGACGUCUUUGAAGAGCUCGAGUCGAUUCGCAAGCGGAUAGACCUCUUUGGCAACGACUUUUACCUGGCACACAUCUUCCGAACGGUACACUGGUGGACUCGCCCUACCCAUGUUACCGUGCUUGGCGACCUCUUGGGCAGUCAGUGGAUUGGCAUUGAAGAGUUCCGGCGCCGCGGCCGUCGGUACUGGGAUCGCGUGGUGCGAGGAGCCGAAAAGGUUCCAGACGAAACCGCAGUGUUCCCGGCCAUGGAGUAUGACCUCACCGACUACCUUUCUGCGUCUGGUGAGCCCUCCGCCGUGUGGCCGCGCCGUGUCAUCAACGUGGCCGGUAAUCACGACAUUGGUUACGCCGGCGACAUCAACCAGGACCGAUUUGGUCGAUUCGAGCGCCUCUUUGGCAAGGCAAACUACGAGCUGCGCUUCGAGCUACCCAUCCAAGAUCCGAAACUCAACACCACCAUUGUGGAUGACGAGCAAAACCCCGAGUCCGAUCGCCUGCCCCCAGAGAUUCGCGUCAUCGUCCUGAACGACAUGAACCUAGACACUCCGGCCAAAGACACGUCUCUGCAAGACGACACAUACGCCUUCAUCAACGCAGUCAUUGAGACUUCAGCCGCCGUAGAAUACAGCGGUCAUUUCACCGUCGUGCUGACUCACAUCCCGUUGUACAAGCCUGAAGGUGUUUGCGUCGAUGCGCCCUUUUUCGACUUCCACGGCGACCACGACGGUGGCGGAGUCAAGGAGCAGAAUCUUCUCUCGGCUGACGCGAGCAAGGGCUUCCUUGAGGGCAUUUUCGGUAUGAGCGGUAACACGGAGGCGCCCGGCAACGGCAGAGGUCGCCGCGGCAUCAUCUUGAACGGUCACGAUCACGAGGGCUGUGACACGUACCACUACAUCAACCAGACGAAACCAGACCAACAAGAUCGGUCAUGGGAGGUCGAAAUUUGGCCGACAGCAAAGGGCCGCGGCGCAGUCGGGGCUGCUGGUGCUCCGGGGCUGAGGGAGAUCACCGUCAGGAGCAUGAUGGGCGACUUUGGCGGCAACGCAGGUCUGCUCAGCGCCUGGUUUGACGAGACCACGUGGACUUGGCAGUUUGAAUAUGCAACCUGCGCCUUGGGUACCCAGCACUUUUGGUGGUUCGUUCACAUCAUCGACCUGAUUGCCGUCGUGGCACUUGUAGCUUACGGCGUCCUAUCUGUGACAGCGACAAGCAGCGCCUCGGUCACAGCACCACCAGUCCAGGUGGAAAAGAAGGCAGUUCAAAACGGGGAGGCCAAAUAAUAAUAAUGUUGCUCAAAUACCCGGCAGGGAAAAGCCUUGUCUCAGUUCUAGUAUACAAUCUCAUUUUGUAGCAUUACUCGCAUCCUCUUGCAAUUUCCAUCGGGCAUGCCGUAAUUUCAUCUACGUCCUUUUGCGCUGCGAUAGCAACAUCCGCCGGUGUCCAUCACCUUAAUGCUGCUGCACAAAAGCAUACGGGGACACUGCUGUUGAGAGAAUCUCGGACUGUUUCUAGGCUGUCACGGACAUCUCUCAUCAAUGACCGAGCU